UGCUCGUGCUGGUGUCAUCCUAACGGUGGUUGACCACUGGAGGCAUGACAUAGCAAGGCGUGUGACAACAACCCCAUAGACAACCCCGUGGACCACUCCUGCAUCCUGACAGGUGAGGCUGAGCUGUGGGGGAGUAGACCUCUGAGCCCCACCUCAGCUGCACCCUCUCCAUCUUGAGUGUCCCGGAGGGGCCGCCCUGCAAGGAAGAAGGGCCCAGGGUGGGGGUCUGGCCUCUAAUCCCUCAGGGCCCAGAAGCCAGAGUGGAGGCUUGGCCCCAGCCAGGAGACCGCUGAAGCCUCUAGUGGAAACACCUGGCCUGGGAGGGUGGGCUUAAAACCCAGGAGGGCGCAGGCAGGUGCUGGCGUGGAGUGAGCCCGGAAGCCUGGCCUGCCCCAUACCCCUGCCGCCAUGUGGCCCUUCCUCAGCCGCGCCCUCUUCCCUCCCCCUACUGAGGCCUGGCUCCAGAGGGCUUCCUCAGACCCCGAGGCCCAGGGCUGGGGGGCCUGGAGCCCGGCCGAGAAGACCCGUCUGGGCCCGGGGGCUGGCGGGGAGGAGGAGGAAACGGGGGAAGCUGAGGAAGACGAUGAGGAAGAUGCCGGCUUCCUGCUGUCUCUCUUGGAGAGGGAGGGCCUGGCUGAGUGCCCAGUGCCUGACCAGGAGCUAGAGGCCAUCAAACUGAAGCUGUGGGCCAUGGAGCAGGCCCAGGGGCCGGAGCCGCCCAUGGUGCAGGAACUGGAUGAAGGAGAGGAAGCUGCUGGGGCCCUGCUGGCCAGGCAGUUACUGAGUCCCGAGACAGACAGCCCCCUGGAGAAGGCAGCGGCUGACCACAGAUCCGUCUAUGUGGGCAAUGUGGACUAUGGGGGCACGGCCCAGGAGCUGGAGGCCUAUUUCAACCACUGCGGGGAGAUCCAUCGGGUCACCAUCCUGUGCGACAAGUUCUCUGGACACCCCAAGGGCUAUGCCUACAUAGAGUUUGCCACCGAGAGCUCGGCCCAGGCCGCUGUGGAGCUGGACAAGAGCAUCUUUCGAGGCCGGGUCAUCAAGGUGCUGCCCAAAAGGACCAAUUUACCAGGGAUCAGUUCCACGGACCGCGGAGGCCUUCGAGGACACCCAGGCGCCAGAGUGGGAUCCUUCCCCCACAGCGGCCUCCAAGGCGGGGCCCGUUUCAGACCACGAGGGCGGAGCCGGGGACGCGGAAGAUUCUCACCGUGGUUUUCUCCGUAUUGAAGCGAGGACGGGAUUUUGAGAGUGGGGUUUGCCACUUGGUCAGGAAUCAACAGCGGUGCUCCUAAGAAUAACUUCCCCUCCCCCUUCAUUCCGCUGGAGGACUGCCGGACCCCACCGAGGCCACCGUGCACGGAGCGGGGCACAGGGUGGGUCUGGCGCGGACGCCAGUCAGGGCUGUGGAGGGCAUGGGACGAAGCUGUGGGCAGGUGAGGUCCGGGCACCACGGGGUCAGCGCCGGCUCGACUUACUCAGGGAUGUUCCACUAACGUCUUUUAUAGAAAAGUAGAAAUACGUGUCUUAUUGGUAAAGUAUAAAUUAUUAAACUUGAA
This is a messenger RNA of Dama dama (fallow deer), 1556 nucleotides long. RefSeq names its product PABPN1 like, cytoplasmic (gene PABPN1L). NCBI's taxonomy places the organism in Eukaryota, Metazoa, Chordata, Mammalia, Artiodactyla, Cervidae. The record is from RefSeq and is a predicted model, not a curated record. Bases 409 to 1227 code for a protein of 272 amino acids. The transcript has 7 exons. Gene Ontology annotation, molecular function: RNA binding.